AUGCCCCUCCGUGAAGUGGCCGAGGCCGCCGAGUCCCCGGUCCUGCAGCCAUGCGCGAGUGCUCCGGAGGUGCUCGCAGAAGUAGUUGUCUGCGUUCCAAAUGGCAAAGCCGAGCGCGAAGAUGCCCAUGCCGAACCCGAGCGUCUUACGCGUUAUGCUGGCCGAAAACCCGGCGCUAGAACACUUUUACGCACCCUCGGUCCGGCACCGGCGCCAAAGAGGUCGGCACCGGCCAGUGGUCGGGAUGUCGAGGGCCGGCAGCUGGCGGGUGCGCUUGACGUUGGAAAAGCCGAGCGAGCGGGCGGCGGCCUUGGGGUCGGCCUCCUCGGCGAGCACCCGCGCGGUGGUGUAGAGUGUCCGGAUCGUGCGGUUGAACAUGGUGGUCGGGGACGAUGCCGGGACGAGCAGGGACGACAAGGAGAGAGAGAUCGCGAUCACCCUCCUGCAUCAACGCCGCAUCGAGCAUACCCAAAAGCUUGUCGCUCAUUGACAAGCAUCGUUAUCGGUACCAUGUCGACGGAGGACUAUGAUGAGUUCGGUAACUACAUUGGUGGCGACCUAGACAGCGACGAUGACUCGGACGUCGACAUCGCCCCCGCCACCUCGGCUCCCGCAGCGCCGGGUCCUGCGGCGGCUGGGAGCUACGCACCGCUCGAGGGCUUCGAUGAUGACGAGGACGACGAUGCCGAGGCGAUGGACCAGGACGAGCCGUCCGGAAUGGAGAUGACGCUGCACGGCGUCGACGGCACGGCAGGCAAUCAAGUUGUUCUGCACGAGGAUAAGAAGUACUACAGCACGGCGGAGGAGACGUACGGACCCGACGUUGAGACGAUGGUGCAGGAGGAGGACACGCAGCUGCUGUCCGAGCCCAUCGUUGCGCCGAUCAAGGUUCGCCAGUUCACCGUCCAGGAGAAGGACAUGCCCGUGACGCGGUACGACAAGAAUUUCCUCGUCGACAUGCUCCAGUACCCCGACCAGAUGCGCAAUGUCAUGAUCGCCGGACACAUCCACCACGGCAAGACGAGCCUGCUCGAUGCCGCUGUGUACCAGACGCACCAGCUGACCUGGGACCCGGAACGACCAGCGCGCUACGCCGACACGCACCAGCUUGAGCGCGAGCGCGGCAUCUCCCUGAAGGCCGGACCGAUGAGCCUCAUCCUCCCAGACAGCCGGGGGAAGAGCCACCUCAUCAACUUUGUCGACACGCCGGGACACCUUGACUUUGCGGACGAGGUUGCGUGCGCCGCGCGUCUCACCGACGGUGUCGUGCUUGUUGUGGACGUCGUCGAGGGCGUUAUGGCCGGUACGGAGCGGAUAAUCCGGAAUGCGAUGGCAGAGGGUCUCCCGAUUGUUCUUGUUGUCAACAAGAUGGACCGUCUUAUCCUUGAGCUUCGUUUGCCGCCAUCAGAGGCGUUCUUCAAGAUCAAGCACACGAUUGAGGAGGUGAACAGCGUGAUCGCGUCCGUCGACCCGAGCGAGAAGUACCGGUUGUCGCCUGAGCGAGGGAACGUCGCAUUCGCAUCGACGCAGAUGGGCUGGUGCUUCACGCUGGAGACGAUGAGCCGGAUGUACGCCGACACGUACGGCUCAUUCGAGAUCGACGAGUUUGCGCAGCGCCUGUGGGGCGACAUCUACUUUGAUGCCGAGCGACGAAAGUUCACGCGCAAGCCGGCCGACGUCGAGAGCAAGCGCUCGUUCGUGCACUUCAUCCUUGAGCCGCUGUACAAGCUCUACACGCAGGUGCUGAGCGCGGACUCGGCUGAGCUGAAGGAGACGCUGGCCGAGCUGAGGAUUACGCUCAAGCCGGCGGCGUACAAGAUGGACGUCCGGCCGCUGCUCAAGGUCGUCCUCGAUGCUUUCUUCGGCACCCCGACGGCGCUCGUCGACAUGAUCGAGCAGCACCUUCCGAGUGCGGCCGAGAAUGCGCGCAGCAAGGUCGAGCGCACGUACACCGGCCCGAUGAACUCUCCGAUCGCCGAGUCCAUGAUGAACUGCGACCCGAAGGGCCCGACAGUCGUCCAGAUCACGAAGCUGUUCCACACGAGCGAUGCGCAGGGCUUCCGUGCGUUCGGCCGCGUCAUGAGCGGAACGGUUAGCAAGGGCCAACCUGUGUACGUGCUCGGUGAGGGGUACAGCCUCGAGGACGAGGAGGACAUGGUUCCGGCGAUUGUGGAGGGUGUCGCGCUUGACGAGUCCCGGUAUGACAUCGACCUUCCGAAGGCGUACCCGGGCAACCUCGUGCUGCUCAGCGGCGUCGACGCUUCCAUCAACAAGACGGCGACGAUCUACGAGCGUGGACUGGACGAGGACAUGUACAUCUUCCGACCGAUCAAGCACACCACGCAGGCUGUGCUCAAGGUCGCUGUCGAGCCCGUCACACCGGCAGAGCUGCCGAAGAUGCUCGACGGUCUCCGCAAGGUCAACAAGUCGUACCCGCUGCUCACGACCAAGGUGGAGGAGUCCGGCGAGCACGUCAUUCUCGGAACCGGUGAGAUCUAUCUCGACAGCGUGCUGCAUGACCUGCGACGACUGUACAGCGAGAUCGAGAUCAAGGUGUCCGACCCGGUGACCAAGUUCUGCGAGACGGUCGUCGAGACGAGUGCCAUCAAGUGCUACGCCGAGACGCCGAACAAGCGGAACAAGCUUACGAUGAUCGCCGAACCGCUCGAGACUGGAAUUGCGCAGGACAUUGAGGGCGGAAAGGUCACGAUGAAGAUGAGCAACAAGGAGCGGGGCAAGUUCUUUGAGCAGAACUACGGAUGGGAUCUGCUCGCGUCGCGCAACAUCUGGGCGUUUGGACCGGACGACAACGGCCCCAACGUGCUCGUGAACGACACGCUGCCGAGCGAGACGGACACGAAGGCGCUCCAGUCCGUGCGCGACAGCAUCAAGCAGGGAUUCCAGUGGGCUACCCGCGAGGGACCUCUUGCCGACGAGCCGGUGCGCAACGUCAAGUUCCGCCUUCUCGACGCGACUGUAGCGAGCGAGCCGAUCUACCGCGGUGGCGGUCAGAUUAUUCCGACAGCCCGCCGUGUUGCGUACAGUAGUAUGCUGCUCGCGAGCCCGCGUCUGCUCGAGCCGGUCUACUACGUCGAGGUCCAGGCGCCCGCCGACUGCGUCGCGGCCGUGUACACUGUGCUCUCACGUCGUCGUGGUCACGUCACGAAGGACAUUCCCAAGCCCGGUUCGCCCCUGUACACCGUCAAGGCGUAUGUGCCCGUGCUUGACGCCAACGGAUUCGAGACCGACCUCCGCACCGCGACCAUGGGCCAGGCGUUCCCCCAGAUGACGUUCGACCACUGGCAGGUCGUUCCCGGUGACCCGACCGACACAUCCAUCCAGCUCCGUCCCCUCGAGCCCGCCCAGGGCCAGGCUCUCGCGCGUGAUCUCGUCCUCAAGACGAGGAGGAGGAAGGGGCUCUCGGACUCGAUCGCCGUCGCCAAGUACCUCGAGGACGACACGGUCAUUGCCCUCAGCGCGACGCACCCGGAUCUCCUGGCACAUCAGAGCAAGGAGAGUGCAUUGAGGUAUGAGAGGCUACAGAUGGUAUCAGGCGAUGUUAAUCUACAGCUUGCGAGGGUGAGCUCGCAUUAUAGCCAGCGUUCGGGCGAGCGUUCGGGAGCCGAGUCUCCGCUCAGCCAAGGGAGGGUGGCAUUACGCCGACGCCUGUCGGCGGGUGGCCGUGCCGUUGUCAACAGCACUUCCGUGCCCGUAUCCAUGGCCAUUGACGCCGUUCCCGUUCCCGUUUCCGUUGAGGUACUCGGCAUCCUUCUCCAUAUCCCUCCUCGGCUUUGCGCGCUGCACAAUGGGCACGAGCGCGGUGUCGUCGUAGCUCCAUUCCUCCGGGCUCGUCUUGUGGCAGAGACAGAGCUCAAUGCAGGCCGUAAAGAUCUGCUGAGCUCCAUACCCAGUCAGGAGAUGCCACCAACCAUGCCCCUCCGUGAAGUGGCCGAGGCCGCCGAGUCCCCGGUCCUGCAGCCAUGCGCGAGUGCUCCGGAGGUGCUCGCAGAAGUAGUUGUCUGCGUUCCAAAUGGCAAAGCCGAGCGCGAAGAUGCCCAUGCCGAACCCGAGCGUCUUGUAAAGCUUGCGUUUCUUAGACGCAGGCAGCUUCGAGAUCAGGUACGCGCUGCGCAGGCAGGAGGAGAUCAUGAUGAACGCGAAGGCGACCUGGUGGUAGACCGGGUUCGGGAGACAGAUGCUGCUUGUUAG
Messenger RNA from Trichosporon asahii var. asahii CBS 2479, 4209 nucleotides. Its product is annotated as small nuclear ribonucleoprotein component. The record is from RefSeq and is a predicted model, not a curated record. The transcript is spliced from 5 exons. Bases 1 to 4209 code for a protein of 1402 amino acids. Gene Ontology annotation, cellular component: cytosol; U4/U6 x U5 tri-snRNP complex; U2-type catalytic step 2 spliceosome. Gene Ontology annotation, biological process: mRNA splicing, via spliceosome. Lineage: Eukaryota; Fungi; Basidiomycota; Tremellomycetes; Trichosporonales; Trichosporonaceae. Gene Ontology annotation, molecular function: GTP binding; U5 snRNA binding; translation elongation factor activity.